CGCUCCCCCGCCGCCCUCUCGCAUCGUGGCGAGAGCCAGCCUCCUUUCCACCGGCGGCCCUGCGCGGAGCGCGGAGCGCGGGGCAGCGCCGCGCCGCCCCCGCCGCCCCGGGGAAACCCCUCCACAGCCCCGGCGGAGGCGGCGGGGCCGCGCCCGGCGCAGACAAGGGUUAACACCAGCGAGCGGAGCGCGCCGCGCCGCCCCUUGCACGGCGGCCCCGCAGCGCCGCCGCCCGGCCUCGCCACCGCCCCCCGCCUCCCCUCGGCCCCGCAGCCGCUGCCCUCGCCUCGGCCCGCCGCCUCCGCCGCGCACAUGGCCCGGGCCCCGAUGCAGCAGGAUCAAAGCAAGCGUGUAACUUUCCCCCUGAGAGGACAGCGAGGCAGUAGGAGAGGAGAGCAUCACACUUUGCCAGGAUCUGCAGUCCCUGACUUGGCUUUAACCUCCUGGAUGGAGUGAAGAGAAACACCUUUGUGGCCAGAAGCAGCUAAACAUCAAGACAGUAGAGAGAUUGCUCACAAGCAGAUCACCUGAAAGAAAACCUGAGGAGUUUAUCCUGCUGCAUUCAUCUCGUAUUCUGACCUCCCACAGAUAAGAGGACGAUGUUAACUCUGUAAGCAGUGCCAUCCAGCUGAUCAGCUUACUUCACACUCCAGCAUCCAUUUCUGAGGUGACAGGACCAUGGGCGAUACACAGAAGGGCAAGGUUCAUCAGGAAAGUCCUGUGAGAGCUGAACUGCAUCCAUUCCCCUCCAGGAAACUCACAGGUGACACUCUCCAGGAUGCCGAUCAAAGACAGGACUGCAAGCAGGAGCUGGAGACACAAAAAGAGGUGGAGAUGUCUUUUGGAAAGAGACAGGGAAUGGUAACUCCCUGUGGGAUGGAAGUCUGGGAGUGCGAGGACAGUGGCAGUGCCCACAUCAGCAAGGUUAUCCUUGCUGGGGACAAGCCAGACCCACCCAUGUGUGGGAAUGGCACCAUUUGGAUUCAGCAGGUGGGAGAGAAAACCUACGAGUGUCUCGAGUGUGGGAAGAGCUUCAGCCGGAGCUCGUACCUGAGCCAGCACCAGAGGAUCCACCUGGCAGAGAAACCCUUCAGCUGCUCCGAAUGUGGGAAGAGUUUCACCCGCAACUCGGACCUGAUCAAACACCAGCGGAUCCACACUGGCGAGAAGCCCUACCAGUGCAACGAGUGUGAGAAGACCUUCAGCCAGAGGUCCAACGUGAUCAGGCACCAGCGGACCCACACAGGAGAGAGACACUACCAGUGCAAUGAAUGCGGGAAGAGCUUCAGCCAGAAUUCGCAUCUCAUCGUCCACCAGCGAAGCCACAAGGGUGAGAAACCCUUCAAUUGCCCCCGCUGUGAGAAAAGCUUCAGCGACCGCUCCUCGCUGAUCAUACACCGGAGGGUCCACACUGGAGAGAAGCCCCACAAGUGCCAGGAGUGUGGGAAGCGUUUCCGGGACAGCUCAGCCAUCAUUCGGCAUCAGAGGAUCCACACAGGAGAGAAACCAUACGAGUGCACUGAGUGUGGGAAAACCUUCCGGCAGAGCUCCUCGCUGGUGACCCACAUGCGAACGCACACAGGUGAGAAGCCCUACAAGUGCUCUGUGUGCGGGAAGGGCUUCAGCCAGAGCUCAGCGCUCACCACUCAUCGUCGGAUCCAUGGAGGGAACGCCUUGCCCAUGUACCACGGCGGCCUCCUGCCCAACCUCUACCAGUGCACCGAGUGCGGCCGGAGGUGCAGCGACCGCUCCACUCUGGCCAAGCACCAGACCACACACGCUGAGGAACGGCCCUAUAUCUGCGUGGAGUGUGGGGACAGCUUCCGUCGCAGCUCGGCUCUCAAUGUGCACCUGAGGAUCCACCGUGGGGAGAGACCCUACAAAUGUGAGGAGUGUGGAAAAAUGUUCAGGCACAGCUCAGCCCUUGGUGCCCACCUGAGAAUCCAUGCAGGUGCCAAGCCCUACGAGUGUGGUGAGUGUGGGAAAACCUUCCGGAAGAGCUCGACACUUAAAGUGCAUUUGAAAAUCCACACAGCCAAGAACCCCUAUAAAUGUACAGUGGGUAGGAGAACAUUCACUUCCCACUCACUUCUGCCAUAGGGCUGGAGCAGGUGUUCGAAGCAGAAAACGAAAGCAGUGUUUGGGGGUACCUGAAAAAGGUGGGUGAUGAGAACCACGGCGGGAGGACACUGACUGGAGACAUGGUAACUGGUGUCAGGGCUGGAUGCUUAACCCCAGCAGCACAAAAACCAUUAGGAGGUCUGGAAGCAGGGAGUUAGUCCUGAGCCGAGCGCUGGUGGUUCAGGAAGAGUGCUGGGAGCCUGAGGAACGGGCACCAGCUUCUGGGCAAAUUGGGGACUGUGCAUGUGUGGUAGAGUAACAACUGGGAGAAUCAGGCUUGUAAAAUAACUUUUCAGCUAAAGUGAAGAUCAAAAUAAAAAGUUCCAGGUUGGUUCUGACUCAAAACUUUGGCUUGUUAGACACUGUUGUAGUCUUAGGAACUCUUUUUAUCACCUGCCCUUUUUUUCCACGAACGUAGUACAUUUACCCAGUGUUUGACAAGACGCUUCCAAAUCUUUUGAGUCUGAGACUCUGGAGCUGAACCUCAAUCUAUUUGUCUUUUCUUCCUCUUUUCCAAAUCUUACACGGGACAAUGAAUUCCUACUACACAAACCCUGGUUGACAUGACAGCUGACUAACGCAAAACCAACGUGGCUGUUCCCAGAAAACACGGAUGCGCAAGCAUUUCCAAUUGGAGCGCUGCCCAUUGCUAGUCUGUGGCAGCUUCUCCCAAAUUUGUCCUUGCUGGUUUGAAACACCUUCGCUUGGGACAGCAACAAAUGUGGGCAAAAAUGUGGCCUUACCUUAUUUAACCAAAAAAAAAAAAAAAAUAUUCCCCCCACCCCAGACGUCCUGGUCGGGAUGGGCACACAAUGAGUUCCUACUGGUAGUCCAGAGGCCAUUGGCGAUUUUGUAGCCCUUUUUAUGAUAGAGCGCUCUUUAGCUCGCUAUUGUUUGUAAAGUAUUGACGUAUAAAGUUCAGCAUUAAAAGUUAGGAAUUACUGUAUUUGCAUUUAUUACUAUGCUAAUGACUGUGUAUUACACAAACCUCUUCUAUAUUACUAUGUUUUAUUACUAACUAUGUGCUUCCAUCCUAAAUAAACCCUUUCUUUCUCUGUAUAACCCAGUUUUCUGCCCUUGAGUAUGACGGGAGUGAAACUGUAGCCGGGGGUCAGCCCCGCACUCGCUGUGGUGUGGCGGGGAGCUCGUGAAGGGCACUCUGACGUCAAGCAGCUGCGGUGCCGAGGCCCGGCUGACGAGGGGGUACGCAGGCGGCCAUAGCCGGGCUCCGCGACACCUGCGCGGCUGCGGUGCUUCGCUGGCAGCAGCCGAAGAGUAGGAAAUGCGUGGGGAGAGGCAGGAGGCGCCAUCCGAGGCGGCGCAGCAAUACCUCUGGCGAAAUGCGGCUGCAGGAACCAGGGGUUCGGGCCGUAAAGGCAGAAUAACCCAGGUGUUUCCCGGUGUCACGUAGACGCUGCGGUGGC
Messenger RNA from Grus americana (Whooping crane), 3545 nucleotides. RefSeq names its product zinc finger protein 252-like. Gene Ontology annotation, biological process: regulation of transcription by RNA polymerase II; central nervous system development. Gene Ontology annotation, cellular component: nucleus. The transcript is spliced from 5 exons. Bases 679 to 2100 code for a protein of 473 amino acids. Lineage: Eukaryota; Metazoa; Chordata; Aves; Gruiformes; Gruidae. The record is from RefSeq and is a predicted model, not a curated record. Gene Ontology annotation, molecular function: RNA polymerase II cis-regulatory region sequence-specific DNA binding; DNA-binding transcription factor activity, RNA polymerase II-specific.